CGGGGUUGCAGAAAACGAAGAAGAGAAAUCUGAAUUCGAAAAUCGAAAAUGUUGAGAGUAAAUCGAGUGGUAAGCCAAACAAGGGCUUCGAUUCUCACCUGUAAACAACUCCUAAAUCAUGAACAAAAGCUUUUGCCUUUCCCUCCGCAACAUUUCGCUCGAAAAUCCUCCAAUCGCUUCCUCGACAUUUACCAGCUUGGAAAUAAGGAAGCAAUCGAGAAAGAACGGGCAAGACUGGCAGUGCCGAUGAAAUGAAUAGAGGAUAUUUCGCCGACAUUUCUGAGCUGAAACAACAUGGUGGUAAGAUUGCAGUGGCAAAUAAAAUUAUUAUUCCUGCAAUGGCAGCCGUGAAAUUUCCUGGCUUAGAAGUAACCUAUUCUGAUGGUAGAACGUUAAAACUGCCCAUUGUUUCGAAUGGAGAUCGGGUUGAUGCCGAGAAGUUGGCUGUCCCAAAAGUAUCUUUAGUUUGUCUAUCAUUUAGAGCUAGCUCCCAGAAAAUGAUUGACACUUGGUGCACACCUUUUUCUGAAGCCUUUAGCAAUUCCAAGGAUGUUCAGCUAUAUGAGGUGUCAUUUAUAGACUCAUGGCUCUUAUGCCGGAAUCCAAUUAAACGGCUGCUUCUGCGAACCAUGAGGAAGUCUAUUGAUGGAGAGAAGAAUGCUCUUCAGAGGCAGAUUGUCUAUUCAUUUGGUGACCACUAUUACUUCAGAAAGGAACUGAAGAUACUGAACCUUCUAACUGGGUAUAUUUUCCUGCUUGACAAACUUGGUAGAGUAAGAUGGCAAGGCUUUGGUUUGGCAACCCAAGAGGAAUUAUCAUCAUUACUUUCUUGCACUACGCAUCUUCUGGAGGAGAAAUGCUUUGGCUUCUCUGAAGUGCUUCAGCGGUUACUAUAAGCCUUUUGGCACAAAAAUUUGAAGAAAACUUUAAGGCUUGGUAUUAGUUUGAGAGACCUCAAUUUUGUAGUAGAGUACCUUGGUAUUAAGGCUUUCCGAAGAACUGAUGUACAAUAAUCCCCUGUUUUCAGAGUUGAAUGAAUUUUGUUUCGAAUUUCUAUUCAACUAUAAGAAUAAAACGUAUCACCACUUCAACAUUGUUGAGAUUUAA
Theobroma cacao (cacao) is the source of this 1107-nucleotide messenger RNA. Lineage: Eukaryota; Viridiplantae; Streptophyta; Magnoliopsida; Malvales; Malvaceae. The record is from RefSeq and is a predicted model, not a curated record.